This is a messenger RNA of Alnus glutinosa, 1549 nucleotides long. RefSeq names its product glutathione S-transferase zeta class-like. Gene Ontology annotation, molecular function: glutathione transferase activity; maleylacetoacetate isomerase activity. Gene Ontology annotation, biological process: glutathione metabolic process; L-phenylalanine catabolic process. The record is from RefSeq and is a predicted model, not a curated record. The transcript is spliced from 11 exons. Bases 330 to 1016 code for a protein of 228 amino acids. Gene Ontology annotation, cellular component: cytoplasm. Lineage: Eukaryota; Viridiplantae; Streptophyta; Magnoliopsida; Fagales; Betulaceae.
UAAAAACAAUAUCAAUUUUGAGAUAACGUAAGAAUAAGGAAGAAGCAUGACUCGUUAAGCAUGUACUAAACAAAUGGGCUGGUGUAACUGUGUGAGUGUGAGUAAUCAAUUGGGAAUGCAGCCGACGACACCGCAGAAAGCCAACGGCCAAUAGACUACCGCGACGCAAACUUUAGAGUUGGACAACGACACUGCAUGUCUCGUUGGGAUUGGAUUGGCCUUAAAGAGUGCGUCGUCACUGGCUGUUUUGUGUUGCGUUGUUUAGGGGUAACCAAAUCAAGAGAUCGCUGCUUGAUCGAAUUAUCCUUCUUUGUUACUUGGAGCGGGUCAUGGCAUUGGCGAGUGGAGGCGGAAAUGGCGAUAAGAAUCAGCUGAAGCUGUAUUCGUACUGGAGGAGUUCUUGCUCCCGCCGUGUUCGUAUUGCCCUCAGCUUGAAAGAGCUGAAAUACGAAGACAGAGCAGUUAACAUAUUGAAGGGAGAGCAAUUCAGUCCAGAGUUUAGAAAGGUAAAUCCUCUUGGUUACGUGCCGGUGCUCGUGGAUGGAGAUAUUGUACUUUCCGACUCUUUUGCCAUCAUAAUGUAUUUAGAAGCGAAAUAUCCCCAGCAUCCAUUGUUGCCUCGAGAUCUUCAGAAAAGAGGCAUCAACUACCAGGCUGCCAAUAUUGUUUCCUCAAGCAUACAGCCUCGUCAAAAUCUAACUAUACUGAAGUACAUUGAAGAAAGAGUUGGUCCCAACGAGCAACUUGCUUGGGCUAAACAGCAUAUUGAAAAAGGCUUGGCAGCACUUGAAAAGCUGUUAAAAGACCAUGCUGGUCGAUAUGCAACUGGAGAUGAAGUUUUCCUGGCAGAUUUGUUUCUAGCGCCUCAGCUUGAUGCAGCAAGUAAAAUGUUCAAUGUUGACAUGACCCAAUUCCCUCUUUUAUCCAGGUUGAAUGAGGCAUACAAUGAGAUACCAGCUUUUCAAGAUGCUUUGGCAGAAAAGCAGCCAGAGGCUCCUUCUGCAAGCACUAGUUAAACGAAUUGGUUAAGGAGCAUGAAGUGCCACGUGGUCAAGUUUCAAGAAUUUCACAGGCCAACCAUAAACUCUGUGCUAGUGGCAGUCAAUUACUCACUUCGCCAUAUUGCAAAUUUUAUUGACAUCUCAUAAGAUAGUAUUAUUUUUUUCUUGGGAUGAUGGAAGAUUUCUUAUUAUCAGAAAUCUGCAUUAACAAGAAGUUGAGAUGUAAAUAUUAUGGCUUGGAGACGUACUAGUUGGCUAUAGAGACAGACCGGUGACUUAAGAAGAAGUAUCAAGGGAGCUAUUUUACUUUCCACAACUAUGAAGUAAAUAAUUAGGUUGCACACAUGUAUUUGAGAAAAGAUGUUUUUAAGAGUAGUGAGCCAAACGUUUUGUGCUGUCAGACCCAAACGUGCAAGACAGCAACUACACUUUUUCUUUAUUUAUUUUUUCCUUUGUUACGGUCAGUGCGAUACUGACUUGGGGGCAGUGGCGAAUGGAAUGUAGGCUUUCUCAGCUAAUUUUGAUUAACGUUCUAAUGGCUUAAAGCU